Molecule: messenger RNA, 603 nt
Organism: Exophiala spinifera
Lineage: Eukaryota; Fungi; Ascomycota; Eurotiomycetes; Chaetothyriales; Herpotrichiellaceae
Exons: 2
Coding region: 1-603 (200 amino acids)
Source: RefSeq, a predicted model, not a curated record
AUGGACUGGAUCCAAGAACUCCGCCUGGGCCGUGUUUAUGCUCAACCUCGCGCCAUUGAUAUGGCUGAUGUCACCCCUCUCUCCUUCGAGGCGUGUCGUUAUAACGGCGGCCGCCUCCUGGUCCCCGUCCACUUCCUGGCACCUUCUGCCAUGACCCGCGCCGACUUGGCUCUUGGGGCGUCGGGCCUCGCCGUCGACAACGGGUACUUGGUCAUGACGGACUACCAGCGCGGCUGGUGGGAUUCGGAGACGGUGCACCUCGUGCACAAGAUGGCCAACAAUGUUUCCCUGUCGCUCGUGGCGCGCCAGCACCGCAUCACACCUCGUGAUGUGGUGGUCCGCAUCGCCCAGUACACGGAGAGGCGGAUGUUUGAGCGUGGGAUCGCCACCCAAAACAACAACAACAACAACAAUAACAACGGCAGCAGCGGUAACAACAACCUCCGGCUAACCUCGGCGGAAGAGGUUCGGGUUUGGCUCCUCGGGAGCAUGGUGUGGGAGGUUUGCGAGGGUGUAUUUCCAGAGGUCGUGGCGGCACGGUACACGUUUACCGUUAGGGAUAUGAUCAUAACCAUUGCCCAGUGGGCUCUGUGUCUGGAGUAG